Molecule: messenger RNA, 2389 nt
Organism: Hydra vulgaris (swiftwater hydra)
Lineage: Eukaryota; Metazoa; Cnidaria; Hydrozoa; Anthoathecata; Hydridae
Source: RefSeq, a predicted model, not a curated record
CUAAAUGUAUAAAUAAAUAUAAUAAUAUAAGACAUGACUUUAGAAAAGACUUAUUUUCAAGAGGAUUGGUUACAACAAGAUAUUUAUAAAGACUGGUUAGUUCCCAACGCACAUGCAAAAACUAAAGCUUAUUGCAAAAAAUGUAAAAAAUCAUUUGAAUUGUCCAAUAUGGGUAUUCAGGCUGUUAAAAGUCAUGCAGCAGGUAAGAAGCAUCAGUCUGCUACAAAGCCUGUUAGUUGUUUCUUUAUUAAUGGAAAAGAGUUGCAUGCUGAACCACUUGGAAGUGAGGAAAAAAUAUCCACAUUUUUCACCAAAAAACAAGCAACUAUUGUCUCUUUAAUUAAAUCAUCGUUAUCAACUAAUGCUGAGAUCAUAUGGGCCCUGAAAUCUACAAUGAGCUGCUACUCUAAUAACUCAUGUGCAAAGUUAAAUGACACUUUUAAAAAGAUGUUUCCUGAUAGCAAGAUAGCAGAAGAUUUCACUAUGAGCACCUCAAAAGUAUCAUACAUUGUUAACCAUGGACUAGCCCCAUACUUCAAGACACUUUUAAAAGAAGAAAUCACAAAGUCUGAUUGUUACAUUGUAUCUUUUGAUGAGAGUUUAAACGACAUAACCCAAACUUGUCAGAUGGAUCUACUUGUUCGGUAUUGGGAUGGCAAUGACAAAGUUAAAGUGAGAUAUUGGACAUCAGCAUUUCUUGGUCAUUCUGCAGCUUCUGACCUUCUUACACAUUUCAAUGAAAACUUAUCAAGAUUUGAUUUAAGUAAAAUGUAUCAAGUAUCCAUGGAUGGACCCUCUACGAAUCUGAAAUUUCUAGAUGAUCUUAAUAAACACAGAAAGGACAACGAGAUGCCACAACUUAUAAAUAUUGGAAGUUGCUCUUUGCAUGUAAUCCAUGGUGCUUUUAAAACAGCUAUCGAAUCAACAGCAUGGAAUAUUAAAGAAAUUUUAAAAGGGUGUUGGCAAAUUCUUCAUGAUAGCCCAGCUAGACGUCAAGAUUAUGAAACAGUCACAGGUGCAACAAAAUACCCUCUUUUUUUUUGCGGAACAAGAUGGGUUGAAAGUAAAUCUGUUGCAGAUCGUUGCAUUGAAAUCUGGCCUAAUAUAUGUAAGUUGAUUGAGUUUUGGGAAAAGUUACCAUCUUUGAAACAACCUAAAUCAAAAAGCUUGAAAAGUUUAUUGAUUGAAAAGUUCACGGACCGAACUCCACUAGGAUCUAUCAUUAUACGCAACUCUCAGGUUCUUAAUCCAAAUGCAAUGGUAGUAAUGACUCAAGAAGAUGCUGAGAAGAAGUAUAAAUCUUUAUUGACCCACUUGAUUAGCUUGAAAUAUGUUUCACCAAUCUUUUCCGAUAAAGCUAUAAAUCAAUUUGCAGAUUUCUUUAGAGAAUCAAGAGUUUAUCAAGACAUCUUUCAUGAGUUCAAUCGAGAAAGAGAUAGCUUAGAUGACUUCUAUUUUAAAAAAUUUAACCUAAAUAAAUAUAAAGAAUUUGCAUUGACUGUUAAAAUAUUAUUAACACUAAGCCAUGGACAAGCCUCAGUUGAGAGAGGUUUUAGUAUAAAUGCCACAGUACUAGAACAGAAUUUAAAUGAAAAAUCAAUAACUGCAAGACGUUUAGUCAAAGAUCAUAUGCUAUCAAAUAAUCUUCAGCCACAUAGUAUUGAAAUUACUAGCAAAAUGAUCAUUAGCGUAAAAUCGGCACACGAAAGAUAUAGAAGCUACCUAAAUUCAAUCGCAGAUACUAACAAAAAAGAAGCAAGUCAAUUGGCAAAAAAAGUUGUUAGCGAUGAAAUAAAAGAUGUUGAAACAAGGCGAGAUCAACUGAAGAAAACCAGUGAAAUGUUGCAGUUUGAUUUUGUAAAAUUUGUGGAGGAAGCAGAGGAGAAGCAAGAUCUAGGGUUAAUUUCUAAAGCUAAUGCGAUGAAACGAAAAGCAAAUGAAAAAAAUAAAGAAAUAAAGAAAUUAGAGCUAGCACUUUGCAUCUUAGAGCAAAAAAGAAAAAUGCUAAAAUAAUAUAUUCGUUCUCACAUGAAGUUUAUAUUUUUUAACAAAACACAUUAGUUUUUUCAAAGCAUAUAUAAAAUGUUAUUUUUUUAAUAUUUCUUUUAGUUAUCAGAUUAAUAUGGCUCUGUUUCUUGUUUAAAACACCUUUAACAGAUUGCUAUAAAUUAAUUAAAGACAGUCUCUGAUUUCUUAAAAAAUAGUGAUAAAAAGUAUUUAGGGAACAAGGAUUCAGUUGCAAUAGUAUUAUAUUUUUCAACAUUGAUAGGCAAAAUAUUUAGACUUUUCACCGCACAAACUCAGGGAAAAAAUACUUGAAAAUCAGGGAAAAUCAGGGAAAACUCAGGGAAAAUGGUUUUUCAAAACUGCCAUGAACCCUGUGAAAAAU